Molecule: messenger RNA, 1329 nt
Organism: Belonocnema kinseyi
Lineage: Eukaryota; Metazoa; Arthropoda; Insecta; Hymenoptera; Cynipidae
Product: ras guanine nucleotide exchange factor P-like
Exons: 4
Coding region: 1-1329 (442 amino acids)
Source: RefSeq, a predicted model, not a curated record
AUGAGGCCAAUUUUUGCGGCUCCGCUUUUAGCCUUUGUGCUUGUCUUUAAUUACAUUGAACUGAGUUUACAGUCAGGCUCGCAGUCAGGAAUGCAUUCAGACAUAACUCAUGUAACAAUCAAUAGUAAUCCACCAGUUCCACAGCAAAAUCAAAAUAGACAACGAGCUCAACAGCAACAUCCAAAUAGGAAUAGGCAACAUUCUCCACAGGCGGUGUCCGAUGAUUCAACAACUUUGGAGUCACGAGGAGACGCACCGCUAGGAAAUCAUCAAGGACCUAGAUUUAUUGAACAUCGUCAAAAUAAUAUUGUAAUACCACUACCACGACAACCACGAAUUAUUCAUAACAAUAACAAUAACAACAUAAAUAAUAAUAACCAUAAUAAUAAUGUAGUAAUAGGAAGAGGAAUAAUUAAUAAUAAUAGGGGAAGAGGGAUUAAUAAUAAUAAUAAUAAUAAUAAUAAUAAUAAUAAUAGAGGAAGAGGACAAAUUAUCCGUAUACCUGCACGACGACCUGUUGCGGAGGUGUUUAAUCCAAUAGUUGUGGCUCCACUUGCUCGUCCACAUUCUCCAAAUUCUUCAAGUGGUUCCACUUCUGACCCCGAAAACCAAGAUAAUUUCGGUAAAACCAUCGCGCUAGUUGUGAGAAAGUCGCUGCACGUCGGUUUGGUGUGGCGUCCGGUCCAGAUUCAGGGCACUGGUUACCCCGAACUUACGCAGAUCAGCUGUUUCGAAACGUGGGUGCUAUAUUUCCCUAGGCUGCGCAAGCGCGGAAUUGUGCCGCAAGCGCCGCGUUUGCAGAACGGCUCAACUGUACUGUUGAUCAAACGAUUCGGCCUGUUCGGGGUAAUGGUUCUCCCAAAUCAGUGGGGCCGUUCUACUAAACAGAAGUGGCGCUGUUCACUGCGUGAACUCAGUUUAGGGUCGGAGAAAAGUUCUAUAUCAUACACUAGUCCCCCUACAAGUCCUGAAAGAUCUUCAGUUCGAAAUUAUAGAAACAGAUUAAGAUCUGUGACGUCAGAAAAUUCAAUUAAUAGAAAUCAGCCAGUACAACCACAGCGUGGAGGACAUCAAGGACCCCGUAAUCCUGAAGAAGGUGCAGAUAACAAUAAUAAUAACAAUACUAAUAACAAUAAUGCACCGCCAGCUAGACAGGCGCCACGUAAGCGUAGACGUCCUACACCGAGAACCAAUCCAGUACUCGUGCCACAUUCUCCAGUUUCUUCAAAGGGAUCCAACGCAUAUGAUGAAUAUCAGUCUAUAGCUAGUACUUCCAAUCUUCAUGACAGCAACGAUUCUUCAUCAGUAGGAAAUGCUUCUUCUCGUUAA